Molecule: messenger RNA, 2786 nt
Organism: Sceloporus undulatus (fence lizard)
Lineage: Eukaryota; Metazoa; Chordata; Lepidosauria; Squamata; Phrynosomatidae
Product: microsomal triglyceride transfer protein large subunit-like
Exons: 18
Coding region: 112-2772 (886 amino acids)
Biological process (GO): lipoprotein metabolic process; lipid transport
Cellular component (GO): basolateral plasma membrane; Golgi apparatus; endoplasmic reticulum
Molecular function (GO): lipid binding
Source: RefSeq, a predicted model, not a curated record
UCCACAUGACCUUCCAAAUCUGAACUCAGAGUUUUCUUUCAUUUCUCUGCACCGUUCUUCCUGGAUUGUCUAUCCAUCAAUGCAUUUAGAGUUACACACCCAGUCGUCACUAUGAACUGGAAGGCAGCAUCAGGAUACUGCUGGGUGCUUUUCUUUUUCUUCCCCAUUGCAGCCAAAGAAAACCUGGGAACACCUUCUUUCCAGCCAGGAAUUCUAUAUCAGUACAAAUACACACUGGACAGCCAGCUAAGUCCCUUGUCGAGGCCAUCUUUACAAGGAAGCAAGAUGCGAGCAGAAGCUUUGGUGGAUGUGCACCUCUUGUGGACGCUUCCAAACGAUGGAGGCCAACAGCUUCUCCAAGUCCAGAUUCAUGAUUUACAAGUCCAUGAUAACCUGGGAGAGAAGAGCCAGAAUGCUACCAAGGCCCAAUCUGCCAAAGCUACAAUGACGACUAAAGAACUCCAGCAGCCAGUAUUCCUUCACUUGAAUAACGGAAAGGUUGAAGGCAUCUAUAUAGACAAAGCUGGAAGUCCCUUGACUAUGGAAGUGAGGCGAGGCCUUAUCAGCCUCUUCCAGUUGCAGACACACUCUGGGACAGUGACUGAGGAGGAUAUUUCUGGGAGCUGUAAAGUUACAUACACAAUCUCUGAGGAUUCUGUUCUGAAGACAAAAGACCUGCAUAGCUGCACAAGAGCAACAUUUGGAUUCCAUUCCAUCAACAAAAUUUUUGGAGUCCUGUGGCAACCCACAAGUAAAACCCAUUACUCUGUGGAAGGAAGUCUCAUCAAGACUGCAUUGUCUGAGGAAAGUCACACCAUCUCGCUCACCCUGAAGUCUGCUGUUGGAGUUAACAUCACCUCUAGGCAACAUCUUGAACUUGUGACUCAAAAGCCUGGAUCAAAAGAAUUACCUGGGAAGAGUCUUCAGGAUGCUCUUGCGGCUGUGCUGGAAAAACCUCAGCUCAUUCAUAUAGCUAGUGAACCCACCAAGAGGAUAUGUACCACAUGCCCAAAACUCAGAACCUAUUUGAAAACAGAUUCUAAAAAGAAACGUAAAAUGGACCUCUCCAAGGCAUCAACAACUUGGCAUUUUUGCAAGUUGGUCCAGAUGCUGCGUAAUGCCAAGAAGAGGGAUAUCCUACUGCUCUUGAAGGAAGCCCCAGAGAGCAUGGUCUCCUUCUACAUUGAAGCUGCAGUAGCUGCCCAGUCAACAGCCUCCUUGACAGCACUAGCUGAAUUUCUGGAUUUUGGGAACAAAAAGCAAACACCUUUGCUGGAGAAGUUUCUCUACGCUGCUGCUUUCUCCCCACGGCCUUCAAAGGAACUUUUGCGUUUGGUGCUAGAUAAGCUAAAUGAGAAGAAACUAGACACAGCUGUUUGGGAAACAGGAGUGAUUGUUACUGGCAGUCUGAUUGGCAAGUUGUGUCAGAUGAAACUGUGUGGUUUGCAGGAAGUAAAACUUAGAAUAGAGACUCUGGUGCAGGAGCUCAAAACCACCAGCAAGGACUCUGAGAAGGUGAUCUAUCUGCUGUCUCUGAAGAGUGCUCUGCUCUCAUCAUCCAUCCCUACCCUCCUGCAUUAUGCAGAGGAGGGCUCUGCAGCCACCUCGGCCACAGCACUCUCCGCACUACAGAGGUACUCCAGACAGCAUAUCUCAAACACGGUUAAAAUGACAAUGAAGCGCAUUUUCCAUGAAGUACGGAGAUCUUAUCCAAAAAUUUCAAGGCUGGCUGCUGCAGAAAUUCUGUUGGACAAUGAUCCCUCACCAAUGGACUUCACCAAUAUCCUGUUAGCCACCAGAGAAAUUGAACCAGAAAUGUCAAGAUUUUUACUGUCAAAAAUGCAAGGCAUACUACACUCCCAUCAUCAUCCAACCAGGCAGCUUAUCAAAGAUGUGCUGAAAGAUCCACAGAUAAAUAAUUACUAUUUCCUCUCAGCUGAUCUUGGCGGCUCCAUCUCUUUCUCCAGACCACUGGCAGUCACUAGUGACACACUCUCUACCUUUGGUCUGGAGUUGCUCUUCUCUGACUUUGGUCUGCUAAGAAAGAGCGUCACUAGUUUCAAUAUCCUUAGUCAUGGCCACCAACUCCAAGCAGCUCAGGUAGCCAUUGAAGCAAAAGGCUUUGAAGGUCUUAUGGGAGGAGGUAGCCUAGCCGAUGAAGAAGAAGAAUUUAUGGCGGGCAUGUCUGCUGUCUUGCUAGAUGUCCAGUUGCGACCAGUUGCAUUCUUUGAAGGAUAUACAGACCUUAUGUCAAAGUUCUUUAUGAGCUCAGGGGAACCUACAAGUGUGGUCAAAGGGAAUGUGUUACUGAUGGAUCAUCAACAGGCAAUCCCACUUCAGUCUGGUUUGCAAACAGUGAUUACUCUUCAAGGAGGACUUGGAUUGGAUGUUUCAGCUGACAUCAAUGUGAAUAUGUGGGAGCAAGAACUAAAAACAGGCAUUAAAACAAGAGGUGCCCUGACCAUUGAUUUCCAAGCAGAAUUGGAUGCUCCAUUCUUUCAAGCCACUGUGACAAGUCAAACAGGGGCAGAAAUGGCCACCAAUUUUAAUACUGCUGCAAAACUUUCUGGCAGUCCAGUGCUCAUGUGUCUGCAGCUUACAGAGGAACAAGUCUCUUACAGAGAAAUUUUCACGGUCUCUGAAUCGUCUGCAAACCACAUUGCUACUGUUCGCAAAGGGAGACAUAACAUCAUCCCUGGACGUGAAGUACCCUUGCAUCAAGCCAACUCAGAAAUGUGCAAAAUCUUGCUUUCAGAGACAAUGAAACAAUAAAACCUACAAGUUUG